AUGGACGAAGACGAUAUGAAUGUCGACCCCGACCCCGAACUCUCACAGGCAUUCUACUCCUGGCUUCCUGGUAUGCGGGACUCUCAUCCAGACCGUGACGUUGUGAGGUGGGAACCUACCCAGCCACCGACAUUCGUCGCGCUACUGGACGACCUCAAGGUAAAUCGCACAUCACAAAGAGUGUCCGAGAAACACAAGGGGCUCGUUGACCAGACCGUUUCACCUUUAUCGUCAAAUUCGUCGGCCUCUUCGGAGCAUAGACCGGGUGCCUCUCUGAUCCGGACGCACUCGCGCCAAACGCGGCCCCGCCUAGCCACAGCAGCCGACGUGAGCACAGCCAGCACGUCGCACAUUGAGGUGGAUUCAACCGAAUGGAACAGGCUUCUGCGCAAAGCAUCCACGGACACGCUGAGGACGGCUCGCCAGCGCGUGGAGUAUAUGGAACGACAGGCUGCGAGGGUGCGUGCUCGCGAAGAGACUAGUCGGCCUGCUCGUAGUGGUUCGGCUGAUCACCGAGUCCCGGGCUCAGCGUCCAGUGUGCCAAUUGACCCCCGAGAGGCGAGCGCCAGCUCGCAUACACAUGCCAACCAGCGGGACACCAAGACCGCCAGCACCGUCUCGCAUAAACACGCCGACCGACAGGGACAUGGCAAUGGAUCGCGGCGAAAGUCAAGCAUGGACUCGCGCGGACACAGUCAUCAGCGGAGAUGGAGUCUGAGUUCCAGUGAUAGCGAUGACGAUCUCGCAGCGGCACAGCAGAACACGACGGUUGAGAUGGGCGAUCUGGACAUACUGUCAUACAUCACCCCUCCUGCCGCCUACAACGCAGAGCCGAGUGUUCAUUUCACGGCGGUUCCGCACAGCACGCCUAUCGAACGGUCACGAUCCGAGGGGUCGCCGAACUUGUCCCCUCCGCGGCGUGAAAGACCGCCCAAGUCGUCCUCGCAUAAGCGUCCGUCUCCUUUGGCCCCCAUAGUGACGACAACGUCGCUCAGUGGAGCGUCGUCCACGACCAAGUGCAUACCAGAUACCAGGCGCACCUCAGAGACCACGAACGCGAGCGCGAGCACGUCGCCGACAACCAGCGCCGCCCCGCGGUCGCGCGUGCUGGGCAUGCGCCCAAUCAGCUAUAGCGUAGCGUCAUCAACACAGUUAACGCCCUCGCAGGAGCUGCCAACGAAGCGGAAGCCGUUCAAGCCGCCUUUCGCGCGCCCUCCACCGGCGGCAAAGAAUACACCGAUCACGCCUGCGGCGACACCAUCGUUGCCGUUGCUACAGAACCCUGCAGCACCCUCACGUCCCCCACAAAAGAUACCCACACGCAGACGGUCCCCGUCUCCCCCUGCCGAGGCAGAUUCGAGCUUCGGUGACCUUGAAAUGCCCUUCACCUACGAAGAGAUCGAAAAGGCUAUGAGUGCUUACGAUUGACCCAAUGGAAUUAUCUUAAAACCC
Messenger RNA from Postia placenta MAD-698-R-SB12, 1452 nucleotides. RefSeq lists its product as hypothetical. Bases 1 to 1428 code for a protein of 475 amino acids. Lineage: Eukaryota; Fungi; Basidiomycota; Agaricomycetes; Polyporales; Adustoporiaceae. The record is from RefSeq and is a predicted model, not a curated record. The transcript is spliced from 2 exons.